AAGGAUUUCCUGUCUCGUCGUUUGAAAACAGCGUUACCACGGCUGUGAUGUAGCUGAACUUGGCGAGCUAAACGAGGGAGAUAUGAGUACUACUUUCAGCCUGUAACAUAGGCGCUGUUGGUCCUGGGAGCUUGAACUGAUGCUUGUUCUGCUCGCUGAAUCGCCCUGCUGUCCGUAUGUUCAACAGGUGAAGCUCACCUGAGUUUAGUUUGACUCGUUCAUGGCGAGCCAGGCCUGGCUGGAGUCCUCUCUGCGGCGCUCUGCCAGUCUGGGCCUGGAGGUGCUGGAAAGGGCCUCCAGGCGCAGCAUGGACUGGACAAGCACCAGAGCUUCUCAGACCUCUACCACCUCAGAGGAGGAAGCACAAAUACCAGCCAAGAGCUCCCACACAGAGAUCAAUGAUGUCUUUGCAAACAUUGCAGAGCUCAUGGUGCAGACGACCUAUCAGUGCAAGAAGUUUUAUGGGUCUGGAUGUUGCACCAUUCCCACUGACACUGAGAGGAGCCACGUGUGCCGAUUCCAUGCACGGCAAGCUGGAUCAACAAAACCUGCAGUGUCUACCAGAAAAAAUGUAAAGGCCCCUCACAGAAAGGCCCCUGUGUCUGCAGCAGAUGAGGAUUUCUACAUCGAGGUGUCUCCGGGGACAUACGCCAUCACUGCCAGCACGCAGGAUUCCCAGCAGCAGACUCAGCUGGUCACUGUGAAACCAGGAGAGAGCAUCAACCUCACCUUUAAUCUCUGAUGACUCCCCUGACUCAGAAAGUCACCUUUUUUAACUAAACCAACCAAAGCUUACUUUUUCAUGUGUUUACUGCCUGUUUUUAUUUCUGCUUCAAGUGUCUACAAUUUAUUCUAUCAAAUAAUGCUAUUUGUUGAAAUUUGAGAAGCCAUAUUUUAUUCCUCAUACUUGAGGAUUUUAUCGUGUAGAUCUUGUUGUUUUGUCAUGCACUUAAUCUUUGCCUGCACUAACGCCACAUCAGUGUAUGAGUUCAGUAUUUUUAUUAAACUCUUGUUUGUUUUUACCAUC
Molecule: messenger RNA, 1027 nt
Organism: Cheilinus undulatus (humphead wrasse)
Lineage: Eukaryota; Metazoa; Chordata; Actinopteri; Labriformes; Labridae
Gene: akip1
Product: A kinase (PRKA) interacting protein 1
Exons: 5
Coding region: 221-742 (173 amino acids)
Biological process (GO): regulation of non-canonical NF-kappaB signal transduction
Cellular component (GO): nucleoplasm
Source: RefSeq, a predicted model, not a curated record